AUGGCUUCAUGCGCAGAUCUCCUCGCGUGCGUUCGGCCUUCGUGUGCGGCACUACUAGCUCACGGAUCCUCGUCUGUGCACAUCAACGUAGACGCUUUGCAUGCGUUUGCUAAGGAUGUUGACGAGACGUUUCAACAGAAGCAACCGGUCGCGGAGUUCAUGACGUUCCCGCUGACGUUCCGAUCGCAACAGGACGAACUUAACUUUCUAACGCUGUAUGGACUGCUGAGCUUUGGUAGUGGGUUUCGCAAGGACUUGCAUAAGUUCGCGGGUCGAGGAGCUCAUGAUACGAUAGUUUUUGGGCUCAUUGGCAUGUACAUUUCCGUGCCCAAGCUAGAUGCUGAGUUUUUGCAGCAUGUGAGCGUCGACCGCGUUGCGUCAUACUUUGGUAUUCCAUUGGAGAGAGAUGAAGAGGUUUCUCGAGGCAUUUACAUGGCUAAGCCGGGGCCACUGAAGCCACUGGCUGUAAUGAUUCAGAAGAUACUGAAUGAAAGUGGACAGAAGCUGGUUGAUCUGAAAAUAGACGAUUUUGGAGCUUUCAUUCUAGCCCACCUUUCGCCAAAAGGAACACAUGAGGUGGCAGGGAAGGUUUUACAAGGGACUGGAGCUAGCGCCGCCUACCUUGUGAAUCAGCUUGUGGCUACAUUUCCCGGCUUUGACGAUCACAAUGAGUUCCAUGGCGAGAAAGUGUACUUUCUCAAACGCGCUCAAUUGGCCGUCGCAAGCAUAUACCGUCGAUUCAAGGACUCUGACCCGAUGCUGGCGUUUACCGACAUCAACAAACUCAAUGCUUUCAGCGAUAACGUCCUGCCAUGCGUGCUGCACGCCCUAGGAGUGCUUGAGUACGAUGCAGAGCUUGAGAGUCGGAUCAACCGCGGCGAGGAACUUAGUGCCGGCCAACAGGAAUGCGAACUGCGAGCAUCUGCGAUCGUAGCGUGUGACCAGAUUGUAAUGGCGAGUGACGGUUGCAUCGGCAUUCUUGAGCUAGACUUCUACUUGUGGAGAAUGGGCAAGGAGGACCGCUUUCGAGGUCUCGAGCGUCAUGUCACGCGGGACACGUUCUUCUACUAG
Peronospora matthiolae is the source of this 1071-nucleotide messenger RNA. The record is from the annotation of a GenBank genome assembly. Lineage: Eukaryota; Oomycota; Peronosporomycetes; Peronosporales; Peronosporaceae.